Messenger RNA from Petromyzon marinus (sea lamprey), 1026 nucleotides. The record is from RefSeq and is a predicted model, not a curated record. NCBI's taxonomy places the organism in Eukaryota, Metazoa, Chordata, Hyperoartia, Petromyzontiformes, Petromyzontidae.
UGGUCACGUGAGGAGGUGACGAGUGGUGGGGGGGGUAACGAGGUGGUGACGAGGUGGUCACGUGAGGAGGUGACGAGGGGGGGGGGGUAACGAGGUGGUGACGAAGUAACGAAGAGGAGGCACAAGAGGACAUGGCAGAUAGAGAAUCCCAACGAGGUGAUGGAGACGUAGAUGACGAGGUGGACGAGCAGGAGGUGGACGAGGUGGACGAGGUGGACGAGGUGGAGGAGGUUGGGAGAGUUGGGAAGUCGUCAUCGUCAUCAGAUUCUUCUUCUGCGGCAUCCACCAAUGAGGAAGCUGCCUUAGAGGUGUGGCUCACCUCUGACACGUCACCCACCACCCCCCCACUAUGGCUGGCCCCUGUGGCUCUUGGAGCUCUCCGAUGUGGAGCCUCCACGCCGCUCGCCUUCGCCCUCGGAGCUCGGGGUUCUCGUACGUUGGUUCGGCGCCUACGCCUCCAGCAGAGCCUGCAGCGUCACCACGGGUGUGUGAACACUCUCCACUUCAACGAGUCCGGCACGCUCCUGGCUAGCAGUGGAGAUGAUCUCUCCGUCGUCCUGUGGAACUGGGCCACUGCCAAUGUGAUGGUCAAGUUCGAGAGCGGGCACCGGUCUAACGUGUUCCAGGCCAAGUUCCUACCCCAGAGCGGUGACUCCACGCUGGUGAGCAGCUCCCGAGAUGGCCAGGUGAGGGUGAGCAGCCUCACCACUCCAGCCAGGGGAGGUGUGGUGACUCGUAGGGUGGCUCAGCACCGUGGUGCAGCUCAUAAGGUGAGUCAGUCACUCACUCACUCAGUCACUCACUCAGACAGUCACUCAGACACUCACUCAGUUACUCAGUCAGUCAGUCACUCACUCACACAGUCACUCACACAGCCUGACCACUCCAGCCAGGGGAGGUGUGGUGACUCGUAGGGUGGCUCAGCACCGUGGUGCAGCUCACAAGGUGAGUCAGUCACUCAGUCAGUCACUCAGUCAGUCACUCAGUCAGUCACUCAGUUAGUCACUCACUCAGACACUCAGUCAC